CUAGCUUCUCUUCGAAUAUUCGGAGCCCAACUCCUAUUCCUCUUCACGCAUUUUUAGCUCUAGUUCUCUCCUUUUAUAAAAGACACCCUUUGCCUCUGUCUACCUCUUCUUCAAACCUAAUAUUUUCAUUUCCUCUAGAGUAACUUUUGUUUUGUUUUUGAACACAUUCAGAGGUUUAGUAAGAAAAUGGGUUUCUCUAGAGCAAAACGUGUCACCGAUCCACUAGCCGAUGAGGCUAAGGCUCGUCUCGUUGGGUGCAGCUUCAGCAGCGGCAGCGAACACACCGGCGACGGUAUCGACGACUACGACGAUGAUUCCCCUUGUCUUUCCUAUCUAGUCCAAGGGUUCUUGGAAGACGAAGCUAACCAGGACGGUGACAAGGAGCCACGCUGGUGCGAGAGCGACUCGGAAUCAGACUCAGACUCUGACUCGGAGCGAGUCGAGCUCCCUGACUUUGCGGAAGAUAUUGUUAAAAUUCUGAGGAACUCUCUUAGCGAAGACAAUUACGGACGCAUGGUGCUGUUUCAUGUCGCGAGAGCUAUGGAAAUGCUGCCGCCUCUGGGAUCUGAUCAAGAACAGCGUGCCGUUUUGCGACGUAAGGUCAUGUCCUUUCUUAGAGGGUUCGGACACAAUGCGGCGAUCUGCAAAACGAAAUGGAAAUCCUCCGGCGGCCUCACCGCAGGGAACCAUGAGUUUAUCGACGUCGUUUACACUCCCGCCGCCGCCACCUCGCAUCAGACCGUACGUUACAUCGUAGAUUUGGACUUCGCGUCGCGGUUUCAGAUCGCUAGACCGACGGCACAGUACUCGCGUGUGCUUCAGUCGCUUCCGGCGGUUUUUGUCGGGAGAGGGGAUGAUCUGAAGCAGAUCUUACGUCUCGUGUGCGAGGCGGCGAGGUUGUCGCUUAGGAGCCGUGGCCUCACGCUUCCGCCGUGGAGAAAGAAUCGUUAUAUGCAGACGCGGUGGCUAGGUUCUUACAAACGCACCGUGAACUUAACGCCUUCGUCUGCCGCCGUUAACACCGUCAUGUGUCGUGCCGUUGGUUUCGAUAACGCCGUCGGUGACCGUCUAUUUGUCCGGACUCGAUAAUUUAAAGAAUAGAGCCACGUGUCCUGUUUUGAUUCGUAAUUUUCCUUAAUCCUAGAGAAUAAUUAUUCAUUAUUUAAAAUUUCUUGUUAAUAAAAAAAAUGCGAGACAAAACAAGUAAAUGAAAGCCAGAAAAAUCCAGAUUUUACGUA
Molecule: messenger RNA, 1238 nt
Organism: Brassica rapa (field mustard)
Lineage: Eukaryota; Viridiplantae; Streptophyta; Magnoliopsida; Brassicales; Brassicaceae
Source: RefSeq, a predicted model, not a curated record